CAUAAUAUAUGAAAUUUACAACGUGACAUAAUAUAUGACCUAACAAGAGUAUUGUUUACCUAAUCUUUAAAUAUAAUAAAAUGACCAUGUUACCCUUAUCUUCAACCCCUAAAUCCUUUCAUUUUCUCUCUCCCUUUCCCAACACCAGUCUGGGUUCGGUGAACCGAAACAAAUCUAAACGGCAGAAAUUCCCUUUUCCCGUUUCUCUUUCCUCUUCCUUUCCUUUGCCUUCUACAAAACCUUAUACUUUUCUCAGCUGCUGGGGUUCGGAACCCAGCAGAUUUGCACGGUUCAAACCCAGCCAAAUUCGAUGAUAAUCGGCGGCGGCAGCAGCGGAUUAAGAAUGGAUUGGCACCGGACAUGCCCUUGGAAUCAACGGAGACGGAUAAAACAGGAACGACAGAGCCAACAAAUCUUGACCCGACCCAGAAACAGUUGCGAAAUCCUCAAGGACGGAGAUUUAGCACCUCUGCGAAACAAUGUACAACAAGGGUCUCUGGAGGUACAUCGCCACGCAUUUAUUCGACAUCCUGAAGCUUCGGGAAGAAGUACCUGCGGCUCUAAAGCUCAACCCAAAGCUGGCUAAACUGGUUUUGAAAUGCAGUGGGAGGUUUUUUCUGCAAGGUAUUAGAGCCCAUAGCAAGGACUCAGCCAUGAUUCCUGCAAGGCAAGCAUCUGUUUUUAUUUUGGAACUUUUCCUUCUGAUGAUGAGAGGUUGUGAUGGAAGCCAGGUUGGAUUGAACAGGGUUUGAAGGAAGAGGCGGAGAUGGGAGCAAUUGCAUGGAAAAAGGGGUUGAUUAGUGAAGCCUUCUCCUUCUGCACCAAUGAAUGGGUUUGCCCAGCAGGCGAAGAGCAUGAGUGAGGAUGGCGAAGACCAUCAUGAGCAGGUUUAAGCCAGGUAGGGUUCUGAUUUACUUAAAUGUAGGUUCGAGCCAGCGGGUUCAAGCCAAGUUUUAAAUUUAAAUACAUUGUUUGUUUUUACUUAAAUAUAAUAUAUUUGAAUUUCAUCUAAAUAUAUGUAUUUGAAACUUUGUAUUUCAAAGUUAAAAUUACAUAUAUUUCAAAUACAUCUUUUAAUUCAUA
Messenger RNA from Rubroshorea leprosula, 1083 nucleotides. NCBI's taxonomy places the organism in Eukaryota, Viridiplantae, Streptophyta, Magnoliopsida, Malvales, Dipterocarpaceae. The record is from the annotation of a GenBank genome assembly.